Molecule: messenger RNA, 378 nt
Organism: Schistocerca serialis cubense
Lineage: Eukaryota; Metazoa; Arthropoda; Insecta; Orthoptera; Acrididae
Exons: 2
Coding region: 1-378 (125 amino acids)
Source: RefSeq, a predicted model, not a curated record
AUGUCGUGGGCAGGGCAGAUGGGGCGCACCCGCAGCGCCGCCACCGCCCCUGCCGUGGGCGACCUCCGUGUCACCUGUGCCGCCCCCUCCCCCGCCCUCUGCCCGUCCAUCGGCGGAACCGCGGCGGCGGACGACGACAAUAUCGCCGCCGUCGAUUGCUCGGCUGUUUCCGCGGCAGCAACGGCAGACGCCGGCGCCACCUGCGCCGCACCCCCCAUUUCACCCCUUCCCGAUCCGGGCGCCACCCCCGCCCCUGCUGUCCCCACCCCCACUGGCGCUCCUCGACCCCCUACGGAAGCCGUCGCCGUGGCUCCAAACUCUCUGUCGGUUCUCUCGCUAACGCUGCCGCCAGCCCCCCGCCCACCCCCCGCAUAUUAA